Messenger RNA from Rhizophagus irregularis DAOM 181602=DAOM 197198, 2228 nucleotides. NCBI's taxonomy places the organism in Eukaryota, Fungi, Glomeromycota, Glomeromycetes, Glomerales, Glomeraceae. The record is from RefSeq and is a predicted model, not a curated record.
CACGAAUUUAUUAUAAGCGAUCAUACUCAAUUUUCAUACUAAUCAUUGUCGUUAUAAAAAAAGUUUAUUAAUAUUGUUGUAUGUACUUAUAAAAACUCUUGCAAUCACUUUAGAAAAAAUUAAAGACAUGUCAUCAGAAGUUAUUGGAAGACUUAUAACAGAUUUUAAUAAUUUAAACGAAAAAUGCGUUCAUUUAGUAGAAGAAAAUCAAAAUCUUAAACAACAAAAUCAAAAUCUUCAACAAGAAAAUCAAAUUUUAAAAGAAAAUCUUCAAGAGAAAGAUAAACAACUUGAAAAAUUUCAAGAAAGAAAUAAACAAUAUGAAAAACUUGAACAACAUGUCAAAAAUUUAGAAAAACAAAAAAGUGACGAACUUCAACAACUCCAACAACUUGAAAUAAUCUCUCAAAAUUUACAAAAUAAUCUGGGAAUACUUGGUUCAGAUAAAGCUAAAAAAAAUGACAUUAAAAUUACUGAAAAAAAAAUGUUUUUAACUAAUAAAUAUGAUGAACGAAAAAAAGAAAUUAUGAAUAAACCACCAAUAAUUAAUCUCGAAAUUUUUUCUGGAUCAUUAAGUUCUUUUAAUGAAAGUAUAGAUAUAGAUACAGAAAAAUCCAAGCUUUAUUCCGAUAUUAAACUCGUUGUUGGGUUGGACUUUGGAACAACUUCCUCUGCAUUCUUCAUUAACAUUGUUACUAAAGAAUCUUCUGGUUGGUUGUCACGGCAAAAAGAUACAAUUCUUGUGUAUAAUUACGACUACAGUGAAGUGGUAGCUUGCGGAUAUAUUAAUAAAUGUCCCAGAUUCAAUAUUGUUGAAUUAUUUAAAUUACACUUGGGCAGCUUGCCAGAUAAUUUAAAACCAAAACUUCCAAUCGAAUAUAAAAGAGCCAUUGCCGAUUAUCUUAAAGAGAUUAGAAAGGAUAUUAAAAGUGAAGUUGCAAGACGCAUGCCAGAAGCUAAUUACUUCGAAGAUGUAUUAUUAGUUUUUACUGUUCCUGCAGAAUAUUCAGAAGAAGACAGAUAUUAUGAGGGAAUUAAAUCUUCAGAAAAGUUACAAUUCAUUACAGAAUCUGAAGCUGCAGCAAUUUAUUGCAUGGAAAAUGAAUUACCGAAUUAUAACUUGUUAUCCAUAGGAAGGACGUUUAUUAUUAUUGACUGUGGUGGUAGUACUAUAGAUAUAACUACUCAUAAGAUAGUAGGAAAUAAUCCAUUACAAUUAAGUGAGGUUACCGAACUCAUUAGAGAUUUUUGUGGAAGUACAUUUAUUGAUGAUGAAUUUAUUAAGUUAUUAAAUGAAAAAUUUGAGACACGUGCCAUAGAUCUAUUAAAGAAAAGUCAUUAUAAUAAAUUUCGAUACAUUGUUUUUGAAUUCUGUCAGCGCGUAAAGAAAUCUUUUGCAGGAGAUGAUAAUACAAAAUUUAGUUAUACAUUAGAUGUUGAAGAAAAAAUCCCAGAUUUAUUGCAAUAUGUCAGUGAAGAAACAAAAAAAAUCAUGGAAGCAAAUAACUGGUUGAUCGACAUUGAAUAUAAUGACAUAAAAAAAUUGUUCGAUCCUAUUAUAGAUAGAAUUAUUCGUUUAAUACACAUACAACUUUUAAAUAACAAAGAAACUUGCUCAGCAAUGUUUUUAGUUGGAGGAUUCAGUGGAAAUAAAUAUUUACGAAGAAGAAUUGAACAAGAAUUUCAUCAUGCUGUGAAAAUUAUUUCACCUUUAGAUGCAAUUUCACGUGGAGCGGCGGAUUAUGGACUUUUACUUUUAAAUCCAAAUUUAAAUAAAUUAGGAAAUAACGAUAUUUCUUCAAGUAUUCUCAAAUACACUUAUGGCAUUCAAUUUACCUCAGAUUGGAAAGAUGAUGACCCUCCUAAUAGAAAGACUUCUGAUAGAAAAAUUUCUAAAUUUAUUUCUUUGGUCAAACGAGGCACUGAGGUUACAUCAGAUCAGGACUUUACUUUUAAUUUUAAGCCCGAAUCGGGUCAAACACACGCAAAAUUUGAAGUUUACUACACAAAUGAAAAAUCUGCAACAUACAUUGAUGAACCGGGAAUGAAACUACUUGGAGUAUUAAAUGUUGAUCUUCCAGAUGCACAUCUUGACAAUAGAAGCAUUAACUUUGGAUUAACUUUUGAUCCGAAUAAAAUCACUGCAUUUACAAGGAAUGAACUCAAUGGACAAAAAUUUGUAACUAAAUUUUGUUAUCAAUAAACCAUAAAUGAAUGAAGUCAAAAGG